AUGCCGGCGGCGGUUGACGUUAGAGACAGCGACAGCGAUGUUGCGGAAAUCGUGGGUGUGGUGGAGUUGGUGGACAGUGCUGACGAGGACGAUGUUGCAGAGGUGAAUUCACCGAAUUCCCCUCCUUUGAGUUUCCAUGGGUAUCGCCGUGGGCGAAAGCUUGGGCAGGGAGGGUCAAGCCAGGUCUUCGUUUGCAGCAAAGCUGGUUGUCAGGUCGGAUUCGCGGUAAAAGCAGUGAAUCUCCGCAGAUUGCGGAUGAGCCCAGACGUGGAGCGGGAGCUGAAGAAGCUCGAACGAGAGGUAGACAUUUUGAAAGAUUUGCCGGUUCAUCCUAACAUCGUUCGGCUGGUUGACACGUUUCAGGAAGGCUAUUGGUUCCUGAUGGUACUGGAGCUGAUCGGCGGUGGAGACUUGUUCACGGUCCUCACAUCUAGAUCGCCAACACGGUUUCAGGAUCGGGAAGCAGCUUACGUUGGCAAUCAACUGGUCUUAGGCCUAGCCUUUCUUCAUGGAAAAGGCGUCGUGCACAGAGAUUUGAAACUUGAAAACGUGAUGGUUGCUUCCCAAAGACGAGCUUAUGCCAAUGGGCCUGUGCUUUACAAUGUCAAGAUAACAGAUUUCGGGUUGUCUCGAUUCUUGGAUCCCAGUAUGGCCGCUGCCUGUUCCACAGUGGGCACCCAGCCCUACUGUGCACCGGAAGUACUGGGAGAGGGCUCCCAUAGCUUCGGAGCAGACCUUUGGUGCUUGGGAGUGCUCUUGUUUGUGCUGAUCGCUGGGCAUUUCCCGUAUAGCGAUUUGCCCACGGACCAGCUGGAGCUCAAUCGUAUCGUGCAACGCAGUACAGCCACCGAAGCC
Symbiodinium pilosum is the source of this 855-nucleotide messenger RNA. NCBI's taxonomy places the organism in Eukaryota, Dinophyceae, Suessiales, Symbiodiniaceae. The record is from the annotation of a GenBank genome assembly.